GCCAUGGAUGGACAGUUUGUAUGCAUCGCUUUGUCCACCAAAUAUGUGGUGUUGGAUACAGAGAAUGGGAAUGCUCAAGAGCUUUUUCCUUAUGACAGCACCACCACCUCCCCUCUAGUCAAAAGAAUAACUCGGGAGGAGUUUCUCCUAGGUGGGCCCAGUGCCCUGGGCAUGUUUGUCACGACGGCCGGUAUUUCUGAGAGGCCACCCCUGCAGUGGGGGGAGGAUGUAGUUUCAGCGGCCUACUCCCACCCCUAUGUGAUAGUCCUCUGCCCAGACUGCCUCACUGUUUACAGCAUACUGGAUCAGCAACCGAAGCAGCGUGUCACUUUUCACGGCGGCAAUUUUCUGGACAACUUCGAUGGCAGGACUUACAUCGCAUCUUCAGACAUGGUCUGUGCUUUUCUGCCUGUCCCUUGGGAGAAUCAGGUUCAAGCUUUAUUGGCUGAGAAGAAGGUACCUGAAGCUCUUGAAUUGGCAAAGUACUCCAACAAAGCUGGCCUAUCCCGGGAACAUCAUAAAAAUAUUCUUCGACGUAUCUAUCAGCAGGCAGGUUUCAUCGAAUUUUCUUUUCUCCAUUUUGAUGAAGCUGCAGAAUUAUUUCAUGAAGGAGAGUUGGAUGUGCGAGAGUUGAUAAGCCUUUUCCCGGAUCUGCUUCCUUCGAAUUCCUCCUUCAUUCGCAUCAAUCCGCCUCUACAUGACAUUGCGAAUGUGGAGGAGAUGUGUUCCUCUGAUCCAGAGUCUGUGCUCGCCUGCAGAAAGUUCCUGAUGCAGUACUUGGAGUCAACGAGGAACUCUCCGGACUCGGUCGGGUGCAAACUGGAAGUAGACACAGCCCUUCUGAAGUUGUAUGCCGCUCUGGAUUACCCUGCCCUCCUGUCACUAUUGGGCAGCUCUGACCUGGGCUGCCAACCCAGGGAGGGCGUGGACAUCCUGUCUCACUACAAGAGAUAUCAUGCCCUCGCCCUUUUUCACCUGAAGCUCGGUGAGACUGAUCAGGCCCUGGCUGUAUGGUCCAAACUUAUUGCUCAAGAGUACAGUGAUUCUACCUUUCCCGGACUCUCAUAUUUCGUCGAUUUUUUAUGCAACCUCAGUGAUCAUUUUUUAUUGUGGAAAUAUGUUGAUUUUGUCCUGGAAAGAGAUCAAGAGCUUGGUGUAAAGAUUUUCAUCGAUCGGCCCGCAAAAGAGCCAACUUCCGAACGCUUGCGGCCAGAUUCUGUUGCAGAAUACCUCCACAGAUAUCCCGUGGCGUUGAUGAGAUAUCUGGAAUAUCUAGUGUUCAACAAAAAAAUAGAAAAAGAAAAAUUUCACACACACCUUGCAGUGAUGUACAUGGAUUCUGUACUCAACAUAUUGAAACUCCCCGAACCCGAACAGAACGGCCUAAGUGAAGAAAGACAGAAGCUUCAACUCCUCCUCCACAACUCAUCACUAUACCGAGUGCAGCUGCUGUUGGGAAAAGCAUCAGAGAGCAGACUCCACAAAGAGUGUGCCAUCCUCUACGGAAAGCUUGAAGAGCACGAAAAGGCGCUAAGGAUUCUGGUGCAUCAGCUUCAAGAUCACGACUCUGCAGAAGAUUACUGUUUGCGCAUGUCUGCAGGAAAAGACAAAAAGUAUCGCCAUCGACUCUUCUAUGCCCUCUUAGCAGUUUAUUUGGAUGACACGUUAGAAGAACAGAAAAGAGAAGAAAUGCUGCCAGCUGCUAUCCAGCUACUUAACAGUGAGUUAGCUGAAUUCGAUGUAACAAAGGUAUUGCAGCUGAUCCCAUCCCACUGGUCAGUGGCCAUUCUGGACCAAUUCCUCACUCGUUCCUUGCGUUCCUCUCUCCACAGGCGGCGACGCUGCAGGUUACGCAGCGCCCUCUCGCGGGGAGAAAACUUGCACGUCAAGUUUGCCAAGAUACACAUCGAGAGCACUCACGUCCUUCUCACAGAAGACAGAGUGUGUGCCAUCUGCAAGCAUUCCUUCGUGGAGCCGGCCUUCGCGAGACACUGCGACUCUACACUGACUCAUCCAUACUGCGCGAAACACGCUGGACAGAUAUCCGAAUCCACGAGCAACGUCAGGUGAUGAAUGUUUGUCUAGUAAAAAUAAAACCACAUUCCCUAUGUGCAAUCUUUAUAUCGGCAGAUCUCUGCCCCCACUGGCGACCGACUCGCUCCUUUCAUGUACAUAUGAGAGAAAAGAAGUGAAAUUAUA
Molecule: messenger RNA, 2199 nt
Organism: Uloborus diversus
Lineage: Eukaryota; Metazoa; Arthropoda; Arachnida; Araneae; Uloboridae
Product: transforming growth factor-beta receptor-associated protein 1-like
Biological process (GO): intracellular protein transport; endosomal vesicle fusion; autophagy
Cellular component (GO): cytoplasm; membrane
Source: RefSeq, a predicted model, not a curated record